Cucurbita moschata (crookneck pumpkin) is the source of this 951-nucleotide messenger RNA. Its product is annotated as probable WRKY transcription factor 49. Lineage: Eukaryota; Viridiplantae; Streptophyta; Magnoliopsida; Cucurbitales; Cucurbitaceae. The transcript is spliced from 3 exons. Gene Ontology annotation, molecular function: DNA-binding transcription factor activity; sequence-specific DNA binding. The coding region runs from base 61 to 951 and encodes 296 amino acids. The record is from RefSeq and is a predicted model, not a curated record. Gene Ontology annotation, biological process: regulation of DNA-templated transcription.
CUCUCCGCAUAUCCUGAAUUCCCAUCUACUCCACUUUAUCCUCUGUUUUUCUUCUUCCACAUGGAGUCGCUGGCAGCCAUUCCCUGGUCGGAUAUUUACAACACCGUCUCCGAUGACCAUCUACUCAGCCUCACUGACCUUCUCCACCACGACGACGACAACGACAACGACACAGCUGCCUCUCCGCUCUUCCUCGUCCCCCAAGUCGCCAACAGCGAUCCAGCGACCAUGUUCCCUGUCCCUGGUAGUACGGCUUACUUCGGACCGACAAUUGGGGCUGUGGAGAACGCGCUCUCCAUUACCCCCAGAUCAAGAAACCUGCAGUCAAGCACGCACAUUCCUCGUACUACUGCUGGGUCUUCAAUUCGGGAGAGAGUGACGGUGAAUAAUGUUGAACAUAAAUAUAGCAUCAGAAUCAAGAGCUGUGAUGGAAAUUCUUUGGCUGAUGAUGGAUAUAAGUGGCGCAAGUAUGGUCAGAAGUCUAUCAAGAACAGCCCCAAUCCUAGGAGCUAUUAUAGGUGCUCGAAUCCAAGAUGCAGUGCGAAGAAGCAAGUAGAAAGGUCCAUAGAAGAUCCAGACACGUUCGUCAUUACCUACGAGGGCCUCCACCUCCACUUUGCUUACCCAUUCUUCCUAAUGGGCCAAAGCCCACAAGACCAAUCUCCAACCAAGAAGCCCAAGAUGUUCGGCCCAGAUAUGGAAGCCCAUAAAAUGCCAACUUUCAUUACUCCAGGCCCAUUACUACCAGACAACCCAAAAGAAGCAACUGGGCCACAAGGCUUGCUCGAGGAUGUGGUCCCGUGGAUGAUCCGAAAUCCAUCAACCAAUCACAACACUCUUUCAAAUUCGUCCUUCUGUUCAUCCUACCGUUCGCCUCCAAUGUCUCCUCCAUCGCCGUCCACGUGUCCUACCUUUGCACCUUCCUACUUUUCAUAUUUUUGGGAAAUAUAA